Hipposideros armiger (great roundleaf bat) is the source of this 1749-nucleotide messenger RNA. It is a transcript of the gene ASS1, whose product is annotated as argininosuccinate synthase 1. The coding region runs from base 266 to 1504 and encodes 412 amino acids. The transcript is spliced from 16 exons. Gene Ontology annotation, molecular function: argininosuccinate synthase activity; ATP binding. The record is from RefSeq and is a predicted model, not a curated record. Gene Ontology annotation, biological process: L-arginine biosynthetic process; urea cycle. Gene Ontology annotation, cellular component: cytoplasm. Lineage: Eukaryota; Metazoa; Chordata; Mammalia; Chiroptera; Hipposideridae.
GGCUGGCUCUGCCCACUCGCCCACGGCCCCGAACGCUGAGCGGCUCCUCUAGGGGGCCGGGCCCGGGGGGCGGGGCCUGUCGCGCGCGUACCUCCACGUGUCCCGGGUCACGAGCCCGGCCCCCGGCCCUGCGCUUAUAACCCGGGAUGCGCGCAGCAGUCGGCCCUGCUCCACCACCUGCCACCGCCGCCUGGGUUCCGAGUGGUUUGCUGAGCAGCGAAGACAGAUUCCAGAAGCCGGGAACACACACCGCCAACCCCAGACGAUGUCCAGCAAAGGCGCCGUGGUUCUGGCCUACAGUGGCGGCCUGGACACCUCCUGCAUUCUCGUGUGGCUGAAGGAACAGGGCUAUGACGUCAUUGCCUACCUGGCCAACAUCGGUCAAGCGGAAGACUUCGAGGAAGCCAGGAAGAAGGCCCUGAAGCUCGGGGCCAAGAAGGUGUUCAUCGAGGACGUCAGCAAGGAGUUUCUGGAGGAGUUCAUCUGGCCUGCCAUUCAGUCCAGUUCGCGGUACGAGGACCGCUACCUCCUGGGCACCUCUCUGGCCAGGCCCUGCAUCGCCCGGAAACAAGUGGAGAUCGCCAAGCGGGAGGGAGCCAAGUAUGUGUCCCAUGGCGCCACGGGCAAGGGGAAUGACCAGGUCCGGUUUGAGCUCACCUGCUACUCACUGGCCCCGCAGAUUAAGGUCAUCGCUCCCUGGAGGAUGCCGGAGUUCUACAACCGGUUCCAGGGCCGCAGUGACCUGAUGGAGUAUGCGAAGCAACAUGGAAUUCCCAUCCCAGUCACCCCCAAGAACCCAUGGAGCAUGGACGAGAACCUCAUGCACAUCAGCUAUGAGGCUGGAAUCCUGGAGAACCCCAAGAACCAAGCGCCUCCAGGCCUCUACACAAAGACCCAGGACCCGAGCAAAGCCCCCAACGCCCCUGACACCCUGGAGAUCGAGUUCAAGAAAGGGGUCCCCGUGAAGGUGACCAACGUCACGGACGGCACUGCCCACCGCACGUCCAUGGAGCUCUUCGUGUACCUGAAUGAAAUCGGGGCCAAGCAUGGCGUGGGCCGCAUUGAUAUUGUGGAGAACCGCUUCAUUGGGAUGAAGUCCCGAGGUAUCUACGAGACCCCAGCGGGGACCAUCCUUUACCACGCUCAUUUAGACAUCGAGGCCUUCACCAUGGAUCGGGAAGUGCGCAAAAUCAAACAAGGCCUUGGCCUGAAAUUCGCCGAGCUGGUGUACACUGGGUUCUGGCACAGCCCUGAGUGUGAAUAUGUCCGCUACUGCAUCGCCAAGUCGCAGGAGCACGUGGAAGGGAAGGUGAAGGUGUCUGUCUUCAAGGGCCAGGUGUACAUCCUUGGCCGGGAGUCCCCACUGUCCCUCUACAAUGAGGAGCUGGUGAGCAUGAACGUGCAGGGCGAUUACGAGCCAAUCGAUGCCACUGGUUUCAUCAACAUCAAUGCCUUGAGGCUGAAGGAAUAUCAUCGUCUCCAGAGCAAGGUCACUGGAAAAUAGACCAGCUGACAAUGAGGAGCUGGGCCUCCUCACUUUGCCCAUCUCCAAGUACAGGCGCUAAUUGUCGUGAUAAUUUGUAAUUGUGACUUGUUCUCCGGGGCGGGGCUGGUAGCGUAGUGGGGGUGCCAGGCCCCAGCUUUGUUCCCUGCUCCCCUGUAGCCUGCAAAAGUGGUCAGGGAAGGGAAGGGUGGGGGGUGGAUACAGUGGGGAGCUAUAAAAUGACAAUUAAAAAAAAAGACACAUUA